Molecule: messenger RNA, 6483 nt
Organism: Prionailurus viverrinus (fishing cat)
Lineage: Eukaryota; Metazoa; Chordata; Mammalia; Carnivora; Felidae
Gene: SPECC1
Product: sperm antigen with calponin homology and coiled-coil domains 1
Exons: 15
Coding region: 175-3357 (1060 amino acids)
Biological process (GO): actin cytoskeleton organization
Cellular component (GO): filamentous actin; cytoskeleton; microtubule organizing center
Molecular function (GO): protein binding
Source: RefSeq, a predicted model, not a curated record
CCUGAGUGAAGCAUUGCUCAAAUGCUCACUGCCCGGGCCCCUUGAGUGUGGUUUUCCUCCCCAGCCAGCACCAGACCCCAGAAUAGUGCGGCUGGCUUGCUGAUUGAGGUCAGCAGCUCCCAGGAGGCGCAAGAAGCGAGAGCCUUUGCAAAGGACGGCCUCUCUAGGACAAACAUGAGGAGCGCGGCCAAGGCCUGGAGUCCAGUCAUCAAAGCGGGCAGCCAUGGGGCGGACCGUGCGCGGCCCCUCCCUGCAGCCUCUUCCGGCAUGAAGAGUUCUAAGUCUUCCACCUCGCUGGCGUUUGAGUCCCGGCUCAGCAAGCUCAAGAGGGCCAGCAGUGAGGACAUGCUCAACAAACCAGGAAGUUCGGCCGCUUCUGGGGUAGUUCGACUGAAAAAGACUUCGACAGCUGGAGCCAUCUCUGAACUUGCUGAGAGCCGCCUGAGGAGCAACCCAGGGGCUGUGACAACAGCCAAACGGACAGGCAUCCCGGCUCCUCGAGAACUUUCGGUAACCGUCUCCAGAGAGAGAACCGUGCCACGCGGUCCCUCCAACCCCAGGAAGUCGGUGUCCAGCCCCACGUCUUCCAGCACACCCACCCCUACGAAGCACCUGCGGACCACCUCCGCAAGACCCAAGCCAGAGAAUGAAGGCGGGGAAAAGGCCGUGCUCGAGUCCCAGGUUCGGGAACUCCUGGCAGAAGCCAAAGCGAAAGACAGUGAAAUUAACAGGCUUCGAAGCGAGCUGAAGAAAUGUAAGGAGAAAAGGACUCCGAGCACUGAAGGAACCGAGCCUUCCGACGCAAAUGCCGAUGGAACGCCCGUCUCCCCAGGUGACUCGGAACCCUUGCUAAGAGCUCUUGAGGAGAAGAACAAGAAUUUUCAGAAGGAGCUUGCAGAUCUGGAGGAGGAAAACCGGGCCUUAAGGGAGAAACUGACUCAUCUGGAGCAUUCCCCAAAUUCGGAGGGGGGUGCUAGUCACACGGGGGAGAGCAGCUGCCCAACGUCCGUAACUCAGGAGUCCAGCUUCGGAAGCCCACCCGGAAAUCAGCUGUCGGGCGAGCUCGAUGCGUAUCGGCACCCCAUACACGAAAACGCGUUAAGGACAUCAGGCUCUUCAAGCAGCGACGUCACCAAAGCUUCUUUGUCCCCGGAUGCCUCGGAUUUCGAGCACAUCACAGCCGACACGCCCUCCAGGCCCCUGUCCUCCAGCAGCAACCCCUUUAAGAGCUCCAAGUGCUCCACGACAGGCAGCUCCCCCAACAACGUGAGCGAGCUGUCCCUGGCCUCCCUCGCGGAGAAGAUACAGAAGAUGGAGGAAAACCAGCACAGCACGGCCGAGGAGCUGCAGGCUACUCUGCAGGAGUUGUCGGACCAGCAGCAGAUGGUUCAGGAGCUGACGGCCGAAAACGAGAAACUGCUGGACGAGAAGACGAUCCUGGAGAGUUCUUUCCACCAGCACCGAGAGAGGGCCGCGCAGCUAAGUCAGGAGAACGAGAAGCUGAUAAACCUCCUGCAGGAGCGCGCAAAGAGCGAGGAGCCCGCCGCCGUCCAAGAAGGCAAAAUCCUGGAGCUGGAGCAGAAGUGCGCAGAAAUUCUUGACCAGGGCCGCUUUGAAAGAGAGAAGCUGCUUAACAUCCAGCAGCAGCUGACCUGUAGCCUCCGGAAGGUGGAGGAGGAGAACCAAGGAGCUUUGGAAGCGAUUAAACACCUCAAGGAAGAAAACGAAAAGCUGACCGGGGUUCUGGAACGGGAGCGGUGUAAUAACGGUGUGAUGGCCAAAACUCUGGAGGAGUGCAAGGCGACCUUGGAAGGGCUGCAGAUUGAAAAUGGGUCUUUGAAGGCGCAUUUGGAGAGUGAGCAGCAGAAAGCCACGGAGACCGGUCCCGUGGGGCAGACGGCAGAGGCGCGUGAAGUUCAAGAGAUGUUGAGAGUCGCUCGAGCUGAGAAGGAUCAGCUGGAACUGUCUUGCACCGAGCUCAGGCAAGAAUUGCUAAAGGCCCAUGGUGAAAUUAAACAUGUUUCAAGCCUACUGGCCAAGGUGGAAAAGGAUUAUUCUUACUUGAAGGAGAUAUGUGAUCGUCAGGCAGAACAGCUGAGCAGAACCAGCCUCAAGCUGCAGGAGAAAGCGUCAGAGAGCGAUGCAGAGAUUAAAGACAUGAAGGAAACCAUAUUUGAACUGGAAGAUCAGGUGGAACAGCAUCGGGCUGUCAAGUUACAUAACAACCAGCUCAUCAGUGAGCUAGAAAGCAAUGUGAUGAAGCUGGAGGAACAGAAGUCAGACCUGGAAAGGCAGCUGAAGACGCUCACUAAGCAGAUAAAGGAGGAGACCGAGGAGUGGAGGCGGUUCCAGGCGGACCUGCAGACCGCGGUGGUGGUGGCCAACGACAUCAAGUGUGAGACACAGCAGGAGCUACGCGCCGUGAAGCGGAGGUUGCUGGAGGAAGAGGAGAAGAACGCGAGGCUGCAGAAGGAGCUGGGGGACAUGCAGGGCCACGGCAGAGCUGUGAAUGAAGAGUCAGAACCCCCCGAGGUCGAUGCUCCCAGCCGGUGGCAUGGCGUCUAUGUGAACAGAACAUCUCCGACGCCUUCGGAAUCUGCGACCACCGUUAAGUCCCUCAUCAAGUCAUUUGACUUGGGACGUCCAGGUGGAACCGGACAGAAUAUUUCUGUCCAUAAAACCCCCAGAAGCCCCCUGAGUGGGAUCCCCGUGAGGACCACUCCAGCUGCUGCUGUUUCUCCAAUGCAGAGACACUCCACUUACAGUAGCGUUCGGCCAGCCAGCAAAGGUGUGACUCAGCAUUUGGAUCUUCCAGAACUUCCACUCUCAGAUCUUCUAAAGGGAAGGGGUGAGGACCUGAAACCGGACCCUUACCUCCGCAAGAGCCCCUCGCUCGAGUCUCUGAGCAGACCCCCUUCUCUGGGCUUCGGGAACACGAGGCUGCUGAGCGCUUCCACGGGGGGCUUGAAACCACACAGCAAACUCAGUGUGGAGAGAAGAGACCCCCUGGCUGCCUUGGCCCGGGAAUAUGGCGGCUCCAAGCGCAACGCUCUCCUGAAAUGGUGUCAGAAGAAGACGGAAGGCUAUGCGAACAUCGAUAUCACCAAUUUCAGCAGCAGCUGGAGUGAUGGCUUGGCCUUCUGUGCUCUCCUCCAUACCUACCUGCCUGCCCACAUCCCGUAUCAGGAGCUGAACAGUCAGGAGAAAAAAAGAAAUCUCUUGUUGGCAUUUGAAGCAGCUGAAAGUGUGGGCAUCAAACCCAGCCUGGAGCUCAGUGAGAUGCUGUACACGGACCGGCCCGACUGGCAAAGCGUGAUGCAGUACGUGGCCCAGAUCUACAAGUACUUUGAGACGUAAACCCGGAAGGGCCCUCGAGCAGCCGCCCACGGCCCGCAGCCUGUCCUGGGGGCACCUGGUCACUUUGCACAGGCCCUGCUCCGUCCACCACCCUCAACGCUCGAUCCGGGGGGGCCCACACACAAAUAAGAACGGAGCUGGGUUCCAGGGCACACCUACUUUUAAUCUAGAUGCAUUUGGCGCGUAAGUUGGAAAGUCUUGCUCUCCCACGGGCCUCCCUCCUUCUAGACCUAAGGGUCCACGCCCAGGCUCACUCCAUGAGAACCCAGUAGGACAUCUCCGGUCACACGCCACGACCUCACCCGUGGGCUGCGGAGCCUCACGACAAACAGCCAUCUUUUCACUAAAACUCCUUCCUUUGGCCUUUAAAAAAACUUUGCCCCUGCCACCACCCACGGCCUCCGAAACCCACACGCUCAUCAAAACACAAAAAGGACAAACACUCGGCUCUGGAGCAGCUUGGAAAAACGCUCCAGCCCUGCCUUUUGGGGGCCGUAACGCUUCCGUUCCAGACAACAGUUUGAACACCUAGAACCGGACUGAGCAGUUUACAUCUCGCUGUCACUUACUGGAGUCUUUGGGGGGAAGACAAGACGCGCCAGCACACAAAGCAGCCCGUGGGCGCUUUGCUGCGGUGGCCCAUGGGGUGGCUCGCGGAGAGAAGCGUGUGUCCGUCCGUGUGCUGGGACGCGGUCACGCUCCGAAGCCCCGGGCCAGGCAGUCCCCCGCGUGCUGGAAGGGACCCAUCAGCACCUGCCCGCCUGCUGUGUCUGCCCCGCGAGUCCACACGCCCGUGCACCCCCGCACACGUUUGCCCCAGGUGCCGAACCUAACAGGAAGCCCCCUGCGUGCGAAGCGGCCUGCGCCCACCCGGGUCUUCGUGUGUUUGCGCCAACAGGCUGAAGAGGUGCCGGGCGGACGGCAGGCGAAAACAGUAUUUGAACUCUAGACUCGGUCUUCGGUAUCUCCUCGGGCCCUUCACAUCUGCAUGGCAACAGCAAGCCCUGAGCAGUGGGCAGGGAUGGCUCCAUUUAGAAGUGAACCGUCUACCGUCCUGCCGUCACCCCUAGUGGCUGCAGAGGGCACUCCCCCCUCCCCACCCCCCCCCCCCCCAGAUCUUGCAGGGAGACCCGCUGAGGACCGACCUGGCAGCUCCCUGGAGGUCGGUGGGGCCCGCAAAUGUGCAUCAUGUAGCACCUGAAGGCGUGGCUCACAGGGUAGUCAGGUGACCUCGGUGCCUGCCACCUGCUGAUGCAAGUGUUUCCUCCCCACCGUCCCCAAGGGCCGUCCCUGUGUCAGUCCCUGGGACCUCCCAGUGUCACUCUGCAGUAAAUCUCUGCAGGGGGUCCGCCCCUCACUCUCAGGCUGCCACACCUGCCUGCUUACCCGUCUUCCUCUGUGGCCCUAGAUCAGGAUCUCCUGCGGAACGUGUUCAAAACGCACCCUCCUGGCCUGCCCCAGCCGUCGAACCAGGGAUGUCUUCUGUAUGUUUCCAGAGUUCCCCUGACAGCCACGGAGAGGAGAGAAGGCCUUUCCUCUUGCUCCUCAGGGCAGGGCGGUGAGUGGCAUCUGAGGUCUCUCCGGAGCAGUUUGGGGAGGAUGACGUUGUCAGUGGCUCUUUUGUUUUCAAAUGGAAGUGGAGGCACAGCCUGAGCAAAUUUGCUUUACUCCUUCCUGAGGAGCGUAUCCAAAUGGAAGGGAUUCCCUGUGUGGCUCCACGCAUCUGUCUUUUGUUGACAUAACAGGCAUUUCCAUGACCUCCAAGCCUCUGCCUUGCUCACCCUUGCAGUGGGGAAAGGUUAGUGUCCCGAGUAUCGGGGUGAGCUCUCGGUUGUCGUGUUUGAUCUGGGAUUACUUCGGGGUUUUGUGUGGGAGAGGCCAAAGAGGUCUAGGGAUACCUGGAGGUGGUGUUUAGCAUUACUGGGCCCUGUUUUUAGUGAUUACAGUAAAUGAGUCCGAUGAUUCAGCUCUGGGCGAAGCAAGGUCUAUGCAGGGGUGACGUUGCCGUUUCUUCUCCAACACUGGAACCUGCUCCCUUUAGCAGAAAAAGAAAGAAAGAAAUGUCCUAUGAAAGAAAGGCCACGUGCCAUUUAUUUUUAUAACUCAAAGAAGCUCCUUGACUACCAUUUUCUUUGCCAGUGGGCACGCUUCCAGAAGGGGAAGCCUGGUGGUGGCUGGGGGGCAGGUCUGGCCCCACAGGGUCCUUCGAGGGGGACCGGGCCUUCCAGCACUCGCAGAGCCUCAGACCGGGGCAAGCUGUCCCCGCCCCAGUGCUGGGCCACCGGAUGGGGAUUUUAGACCCAUUUUUAAUUGCCCCAGUAGAGUGGAGGAGUUCUUCAAAGACUUAAAGCCGAGUCCACGGGUUCGUUCACUGGGAGAUCUUUCGUGGACGUGAACUAGCUGCCUGAUGGUGGUGCCCCCGCCCCUGCUCCCCGGGGCGAGCAUAUUCUGAGGAACCAGGCGAACGCCCACUUCCCUUCCCACCCUAGUCCCUUCUCACUUCAGAAAUGACGUUAGUCUUGGGUUUUCGUUCUUCAUUCAGCCGUUGUGUUGUAGCUUUGGUUGAGAGUUUCCCGAAGCGGUGAGCCGUGGGGCGGUGACGAACGUUCAUCUGCGGUGUUCUCUUCCCCCGCGGAAACCGAUGUUCCCUGAAUCUCUCGGGGGAGGGCAGGCACUUCACCGGCCCGCGGAAGCCCGUGGAAGCCCGCGGAAGGAGAGGACUCGGCCCCCGUACACAAACCCAUAUGCCAAAUCCAGCCGCGGCUCCUCCUGGCCCAAAGCUCGAGUGCCAUUUUGAGGUGAACCACCAGUGACACGCAGUAAAGAACAGGACACAGCUACCUUUUUAAGAAGUACUUUUAAGUAUCCCGUUUGCCCGAGUGCCCUGGGUGUGUCACUCCUCCGACCCAGGCUAGACUGCGGCUAAGUCUACGCCAUCCUCGGCCGAUCACUAAUUUUAACUACAUUAGUUGAAUACAGUGGAUACAUCUGUGGCCUCGUUUCUAGAAAGAGCACACCCAGCACUGUCGGGACGUGACGUGCCAACGUAGACGUAUUAACUAUUAACAUUUGGAAGUGUAUGAUGUACGACUGUGUCACAUUUCUAAUAAAUAUAUUUUGUUUCUG